ACGGUACGCUCGUGUCCUCUCGCGAGCGACCUGCGAGCGCAGACAGAGUCCUCUCAGCACAGGGAAAUGGAGAGAGAUGAAAUCUGAAAAGGAGCAAAUGACGGCAUCGAAGGACAAAGGGGUCUUGAAGAUCAAGUUGAGGGACAAUUCGGGGGACCAGGACAAUAUUCCCAAGCAGAAAGAAGACAAAAAAGAGGUGUUUACGAAGGUGGUCAUUCGAAGGCUCCCACCUCACCUGACCAAGGAGCAGUUAGAGGAACAUCUGAGCCCGCUUCCUUCCUUUGACUACUUUGAGUUCUUCUCUGCUGAUCCAAGUCUGUACCCACAUUUGUUCUCCAGAGCCUACAUCAACUUUAAAAACCAGGACGAUAUCCUAUUGUUCAGAGAUAGAUUUGAUGGCUAUGUCUUCAUUGACAACAAAGGUCAGGAGUUCCCUGCUGUGGUAGAGUUUGCCCCCUUCCAGAAAGUCUCCAAAAAAAAGCUCAAAAAGAAAGAUGCCAAAGCUGGAAGUAUCGAGGAAGACCCGGAAUAUAAACGCUUCUUGGAGAACUACUCCUGUGAUGAGGAGAAGUCGAUGGCCAACCCUGAGACGCUCCUGGGGGAAAUCGAGGCCAAAACCAAGGAGCUUAUAGCCAAAAGGACAACACCUCUGUUGGAGUACAUCAGAAACAAGAAAAUGGAGAAACAGAGAAUCCGAGAGGAGCGGCGACGGCGAGAGUUCGAGAAGAAGCGACAGCGCGAGGAGGAGAAACGGAAGCGACGUGAGGAGGAGAGGCGCAAACGGAAAGAAGCUGAGAAGCAGAAGAAACUUUCUGAUAAAGACAUCAAAAUUAAGCUGCUGAAGAAGAGCGACAGGGACGAUGAUGUGGAAUCAGACCGCCUGAAGCACAAAAGUGACGCCAAUGAAUUGGAGAGGGGGAAAUGGGAAAAAUCAAGUGGACAGAUGAAGUUCAAGGAUUCCAAGGAAAAUCUCUUCACUAGAGGUCAGCCUGAGAGUGACAAGGAGCAGCAGCAGUGCCGCAGACAGCGAGACAAGGAGCAUCGCGGGAAAGACGAUGACAGGAAGCGUCAGAGGCACCACUACGACUUUGACAAGUUCGCACGGCGCAAAGACGAGACCAAGUGGGGCAAGGGCUAUUGCCAGGACCGUGCCAAGAAGGAGCCCCACCACCACACCUACACGUUCUGCCCUGACAGCGGCGACAAGCAGAUGAAGGAGGACAGGGACGAGCUGGCAAACAGAAAGGAGCGCCUCCGAAACAAGGUGAGCGAGAAGGACCGCCCGGCCAUGCAGCUGUACCAGCCCGGUGUGCGAAAUCGUAAGGGCGUCAACUCGGCCGGCAAAGGCUACGACUGCAUUCCAGUGGGCCACUCUCCCGAGGGCGAGGCGGUGGGCUGCUUCGAGGUGGCUGCCAUGGCGGCGGUGCAGGACAAAGCCUACAACAACAGCAAUGAUGAGCACGGGCACUUGUAAGACAAUGUUCAUGACUCACAAAGGAGGGUUUGGAACCAAUCAACAUCAUAUUUAUUUUGUGACAGUGUACAUUACAUUAAAUUACUUGUGAUACAUUCCACUAUGA
Messenger RNA from Hippocampus comes (tiger tail seahorse), 1580 nucleotides. RefSeq names its product UPF3A regulator of nonsense mediated mRNA decay (gene upf3a). Bases 77 to 1474 code for a protein of 465 amino acids. The record is from RefSeq and is a predicted model, not a curated record. Gene Ontology annotation, cellular component: cytoplasm; nucleolus. Gene Ontology annotation, biological process: nuclear-transcribed mRNA catabolic process, nonsense-mediated decay; positive regulation of translation. Gene Ontology annotation, molecular function: telomeric repeat DNA binding. The transcript is spliced from 10 exons. NCBI's taxonomy places the organism in Eukaryota, Metazoa, Chordata, Actinopteri, Syngnathiformes, Syngnathidae.